Messenger RNA from Dromiciops gliroides (monito del monte), 282 nucleotides. Its product is annotated as LYR motif-containing protein 4-like. The record is from RefSeq and is a predicted model, not a curated record. Lineage: Eukaryota; Metazoa; Chordata; Mammalia; Microbiotheria; Microbiotheriidae. Gene Ontology annotation, cellular component: mitochondrion; L-cysteine desulfurase complex. Gene Ontology annotation, biological process: iron-sulfur cluster assembly.
AUGGCAGCCUCCAGUCAGGCACAAGUACUAGUUAGAUCUCUACUGUAAUGCUGAGAGAGAGAGAACCACAAGUUCACCUCCUACAAUUACAGAACUUAUGUCAUCAGAAGGAUAGGAGAAGCCUUCAGAGAAAAUAAAAUGGUUUUUGAUUCUGCACAAAUACAAAUUCUAGUGAAUAAAGCCAAAAGAAGCCUAGAAAUAAUUUGGCAACAGACCCACAUUAGUGAACUGUAUGAAGCUGACAAGCUUGUUAUCGAGAAUCAAAAGAAGCCCAGGACCUAA